This is a messenger RNA of Camelina sativa (false flax), 1793 nucleotides long. Its product is annotated as protein NAR1. The record is from RefSeq and is a predicted model, not a curated record. Lineage: Eukaryota; Viridiplantae; Streptophyta; Magnoliopsida; Brassicales; Brassicaceae.
CCCUUUUUUUUAUUAAGGUUUUGAGUUCGUUUAUCUCUCUCUUUCGUUCGUCGCUUUGAUCGAACCCAAAAAGGAAGAAAGAAAUCACCUUUCGUCGCCGUUCUGAUUUUCCGAUAGCCACAGCUUCUCUGAUACCAAUCCUUGAUCGUCGCCCUUUUGUUUUGGUUCUGCUUCGCCUCCAAAGUUCAGUAAUUGUAAGUUCUGAAUAGAAAGCGAUAUGUCGAAGAAGUUUUCGCCGACCUUGAGGCUCGGAGAUCUCAACGAUUUCAUUGCUCCGUCUCAAGCUUGUGUUAUAUCUCUUAAGGGUACAAAACCUAUUAUUAAGAAGACUGAUCGACCCCAGGUUGUGAUUGCUCCAAAACAAGAGAAGUUUGAACCGGUCAAAAUUUCUCUUAAGGAUUGUUUGGCUUGCAGUGGAUGCAUCACAUCGGCUGAGACUGUUAUGCUUGAGAAGCAAAGCUUAGACGAGUUUCUCUCUGCACUUAGCAAAGGCAAGGACGUGAUUGUGUCUAUUUCCCCACAGUCCAGAGCUUCCCUUGCGGUUCACUAUGAGAUCUCUCCUCUUCAGGUUUUCAAGAAGCUGACUACGUUUUUGAAGUCUCUGGGAGUUAACGCUGUGUUUGAUACUAGCUGCAGCAGAGACUUGGUACUUAUUGAAGCUUGUAAUGAGUUUGUGAGCCGUUACAAGCAAGCUAAUUCUGAAGAUGGCGAAAAUUCACUAUCCUCUUUACCUGUGCUUUCCUCUGCCUGUCCUGGUUGGAUAUGUUAUGCUGAAAAGCAGCUUGGCUCUUUUGUUCUGCCGUAUGUCUCUUCUGUUAAGAGUCCUCAGCAAACUAUUGGAGCUGCGAUCAAACACCAUUUGUGUCAAGCGUUGGGACUCAGACUGAAGGAGGUGUACCAUGUGACUGUGAUGCCCUGUUACGAUAAGAAGCUCGAGGCAGCGAGAGAUGACUUUGUCUUUGAAGAUGGAGCAGAUGAUAAACUGACUGAGGUUGAUUCCGUGCUAACAUCUGGUGAAAUCUUGGAUUUAAUAAAGUUGAAAGGAGUCGACUUUAAAGAUUUGGAGGAAUCUCCACUCGACAGAUUGUUGACGAAUGUUACCGAGGAAGGAAAUCUUUAUGGUGUAGCUGGGAGUUCAGGUGGCUAUGCGGAAACAAUAUUCAGACAUGCAGCAAAAACACUAUUUGGACAAACUAUUGAAGGUCCUCUGGAGUUUAAAACUCUCAGAAAUUCUGAUUUCCGUGAAGUGACUCUUCAAUUGGAAGGUAAAACAGUGCUGAAAUUCGCGUUGUGUUACGGUUUCCAGAACCUUCAGAAUAUCGUUCGGAGAGUGAAAACGCGCAAAUGCGAUUAUCAUUAUGUAGAGAUUAUGGCGUGUCCUGCAGGUUGCCUAAAUGGUGGUGGGCAAAUCAAGCCAAAGACAGGGCAGUCUCAGAAAGAAUUGAUCAACUCACUGGAAGCUACUUAUAUGAAUGAUACUACUUUGAUUACAGAUCCAUACCAGAAUCCAACAGCCAAGAGAUUAUACGAAGAGUGGCUUAAAGAGCCUGGUUCCAACGAGGCCAAGAAGUACUUGCACACUCAGUAUCAUCCGGUGGUGAAAAGCGUUACAGCGCAGCUCAACAAUUGGUAGACAAACCGGAGGUGGUGUUGAAAUUUUGACUGGCUAGGCAAAAGACGUUUCUAUAUUUGUGUACUUUAGAUAUAGGAGACGAAAGACGCUUUUUUUGCUCAAAUUUUUAUGUAUGUAAAAGACAAAUCUCAACAUUACAUAAAAGUACAAUUAACACAUC